GGGUGCGCGGCACCGGAAGCGGCGGUGCUUUUCCGGUGCGGGCGGCGUGCUCGGUGCGGGCGCGGCUGCCUCCGCAGCCAUGAGCGUCCCGGCCUUCAUCGACAUCACGGAGGAGGAUCAGGCUGCAGAACUUCGAGCUUACCUGAAAUCCAAAGGAGCAGAAAUCUCCGAAGAAAACGCUGAAGGUGGACUUCAUGUGGACUUGGCACAGAUCAUUGAAGUUUGUGAUGUGUGCCUGAAAGAGGAUGACAAAGGUUUGCAUCUUUAAGUCUUGCUGGUUUUGCUAAACAUCAGUGCUUUCAAACAGUAACAGUUGGCAGAAUUUAGAGAUGUUGAGAGCGUGAUGAACAGUGUAGUCUCUUUGCUUCUUAUCCUGGAACCUGACAAACAAGAAGCACUGAUCGAAAACCUGUGUGAGAAGUUAGUAAAAUUUCGGGAGGGAGAGCGCCCAUCUCUUAGAUUGCAGCUGCUGAGCAAUCUCUUCCAUGGUAUGGAUAAGAACACUCCUGUGAGAUACACAGUGUACUGCAGCCUUCUUAAAGUGGCCUCGUCAUGUGGUGCCAUCCAGUACAUUCCAACUGAACUCGAUCAGGUCCGAAAAUGGAUUUCUGACUGGAAUCUUGGCACCGAGAAAAAGCAUACUCUCCUGAGACUGCUGUAUGAUGUCCUGGUAGACUGCAAAAAAAGUGACACUGCAGCAAAAGUAAUGGUGGAACUACUGGGAAGUUACACAGAGGACAAUGCUUCCCAGGCUAGAGUUGAUGCUCACAGAUGUAUUGUACGAGCAUUGAAGGAUCCAAAUACCUUUCUCUUUGAUCAUCUUCUUGCCUUAAAACCCGUCAAAUUUUUGGAAGGAGAACUUAUUCAUGAUCUUUUGACCAUUUUUGUAAGUGCUAAACUAGCAUCCUAUGUCAAGUUUUAUCAGAACAACAAAGACUUCAUUGACUCCCUUGGCUUGUUGCACGAACACAAUAUGGCAAAAAUGAGGCUCCUUACUUUCAUGGGAAUGGCUGUAGAGAAUAAAGAAAUAUCAUUUGACACAAUGCAACAGGAACUGCAGAUUGGAGCUGAUGAUGUAGAAGCAUUUGUUAUUGAUGCUGUAAAGACAAAGAUGGUAUACUGCAAAAUAGAUCAGACACAGAGGAAAGUAGUUGUCAGUCACAGCACACAUCGGACCUUUGGAAAGCAGCAGUGGCAGCAAUUGUACGACACUCUAAACACCUGGAAACAAAACUUGAAUCAAGUGAAAAACAGUCUCCUUAGUCUCUCAGACACCUAAAAACUUUUUCUUUUUUUUUUUUGACCUAGUAAUGUCACUAUAGAUGAAAUUUACUCAAAACUUUGAUAAUUUGUGAAUGUCUCCAGAAUGUCUGCAAUUGGUUUAAGGAAGCUAAGUAUUCUAAAUUGCAACAGGAAAAAAGGCAAUAAAACAAACAUGGGAAAAUAUCUUCUGUUGAUUUUCUUACAUAAAUCACAACAACUAACAGUAGCAACAUUGAUUAUGCUUCUCUUCUUCAUAUUGUAAACUUCAACAAGAAUGUCUUUCUUUGCAAGAGGUGUGGGGAGCGAGGAAGGGAGAUCAGAAAAAUGAUAGUGCAAGUAAUUGUAAAGAGAAAAUUUCCCUUAUAUCCUGUAGGAGGAAUAAUAAUGAACCAGUUAGAAGUUAAUCAUAUCCGAUGCUUUAGUGUUGAAAGAGACAUUAUUGAUACAGAAUCAACAACUACAACAGAUAUAUUUAAAUAAUUUGGCAGUAAAGGUAAGCAGAUUUUCCUGUUCUGCCACUUAGAACUGCUGCAAGUUGUUGUGUUUGUAGAAACCUUUGUAUUUUGAACAGUUGCAGCUGAUCUUGCUUGAAAACUGACUGAGCAGUUGACAGAGAAAACAAAUAAAAUAUUUCAGCCAAGCUUCUGAGGAGCAGGAGAAGGGAACGCUUAAGUAAUCAUUUAGUUUUACUUAAUGGAUAUUAAAAUAUUAACUUGUGAACUUCUUAACUUCGGGGCAAAACCCAUAACAACCUGGAUUUGAUUGCAGAAACAGAGAGCUAAUGUUAUUAGCAGGGAUUGCAUCCAUUUCUAAACAUGACAAGGUAUUAUUAAACCUGUAUUAAACAUGAAAACACAGUGCAUGCAUACCAUAUUCUAUAGGAAUACCUCCGCAAAUCUGGUUUAGGCAAGUGAUUUGUCUAUGCUUAAAAGACAUGCUUUUCAUCUCCUGCUACUGAUCCUCACUGGCCUUCUUCAUAUUUUCUUUUUCUUGCUGAAUGAAGUCGUUCUAAAUUCAAGAAUUUCUCAAUUUCUUCUAUUUGGUUUUGUAUGAUGGAGUUAUGACUAGAACAGCUGUCCUCGCCAAGUGCAUUUCUUGCUGGAGCUACAGUCGCCUGAGAAGACUUCUCUGGCUGUGAAGCAGUAAAUCCUCCUUUCACCUGACAGAAUACAAAUUUAGCAGUUAAUAGUGCAAUGAAAUUCAGGUACAAAGGUUCAAAUUGUUGGAUUUUGCUGAGCAUUAAGCAAGCAAGGAAAUGUAAACAGAAAGAUUAAGUCAAUUGAAAAAAAACUUGCUUCAACUUUAAUUUAGAAAGCUUGAUAAUGACAAAUAUACUUUUAUAAACCAAGCCUUAAAGUAAGACUUGGUACACAAGAGUAUGAUAAAAAAACCUGAACCUUGUACUGGAAUGCAGAUUAGCAAAGUAACUAGUUUAAAGAGUUUAAUGUUGCAAUUGACAUUUCUAUAGCUAUGCAAGCAUUUGAUUAACAAAACCCAAAAUUGUGAGGUUUAGAGUGUUAACUCCCUCUCUGCUUCACUGUAUACAUUAGAAAGCAAAGAUCAUUAAUUAAUGCAAGGUCUGCAAUAGUUAUGUAUUUUUGUUCUUUGAAUAGUUUUAAUUACUAUUUCAUAGAUUCUCCAUAUCUAUCCAAAUCAAAUACACAUGGCAACACAGAAGGGAAAUGGGUUGGUUUUGCUUGAAUGAUGAGUUCUCCACUUGUAAUCCAAUACUGUGGCUCUGGGGGAGGCCAGCACACAGCAACAGCACAAGCAAGCCAUGUGAGCCAGUGUUGCAGUGGUUCUUGGGGAUCUGUAACGUGAUAUUGAAUGCUCUGGUUGCAUGCUAGAGGAAUUCUAUUACAGAGAUCACAAGAUGAGGCCAUCUCCCAAUGCUCAAUUAUUUUUUAUUAUUGGGCAACUGUGCCCCAAGUGACUGUAUAAGCCACAUAUUCUUUAUCAGGCCUGCCUUUAUGCAUAUGAAUGUUGUGCUAAAACUUUCCUUCCCAGUGCACAAGCAUUCCUUGAAGUUUGAAAUAUGAAUAGUAAACUUCAUACAAAUUGUUCAUUAAGCCUAUUGCAUCUGUAAUAGCAUCACUGCCAUGCAGCUGAGAACACUGAUACUUCAGGUCAAUAACGACUAAUCUCUAUUUCAGUGAGGAAAUAACUUCGUUGGAGCAAUAACAUACUGAACCUGUUAAUUCUAGUGGCUGUACAUACACUUUUCCCAUGCUCUUUCCCAAGGCCUCAGAAAGAAACAGAUCAUACUUCAUUGCAAGCCGCUAGUCAAAAUCUCUGUGGAAUAGCACAUAGGGCUGCUGACCCCAGAGAAAAACUGUCAUUAGGUCUUCCACACAUGGAAGUGAAAUUUUCUAGUGAAACAAAGCCAUGCCAUGUUACUUGGAUUUUACUGAGGACAACAAGUGUUUAGACCUCUUUGGAGAAGUGACUGCAGUUAGGUAAUACAUAUAUCUAUAUCUAUGUAUGUACAAUUUUAAUACAGCUCUGUGACAAUGUGUUUAGAAUAAAGCUUUUUCUUUUUUUUAAAUAGCUGUCAAACUAAAAGUUCUCAGCAUUCUCACAAGAAAGUGCAAGUGAAAUGUGUAUCUUAGAGCAAAUAACAUGGCAGCCUGUGGGGCACAACGUGUAAAAACAUCCACUGCUGAAGAGUAUGACUGCAUAGUUAGAAACUUGUGCUUAAGCUGAGCUGAGGAUGCUUAUUCAUCCUUCCCUUGGUACUCAGGCAUGUUUAAAACGCUUCAUAUUUUUACUAGAACUUUUAAGUGCAGCUGUAGCAUUUCUUCUUAAUUUUUAUCACUUUUUAGAGUCCUGUACUUUAGUUGAAUGAGAUUACCCAAAUUUUAGAAGGCAUAAGUCUGCUCUAGCUCUAAUCAUUCACGUUAGAACAAACUGAGCCACAAAACAGACUGCCGAGCCUAUUUUUAAUCUCCCAACAGCUUUUUCAUAUCACUCAUAAACAUGCCAAAUUUGAGAACGGAAGGUAUUAGAAUGACACCACCACAGAAGGGAAGGAGUGGUCUGCAAUACCCCAGGCUGAGAUUUCAGAGAUUUAAGUAUUUGGAAAAUAAUCUAAGGUCAAACCAGCAAGGCUCUCUGUUCUUAUCCAUCUCAGCUUUUACUUAGCCAGCACAUAAGGAGCUUUAGUUUGGAGGUGACAAAGUAGAUAUAACCACAAUCAGAUAAUGAAAUACAGCGUUGUAUUAGCUGUAGAUUAGGUAUUUUAGUUCACUCAAUUCCCGGCUCCACCUCAAUGAGAAAAAGCAAGAGAGACACGGUAAAUACCACCACUGUGUUUGGUAAAAAAAAACAAAACCCUUGCUAUCAUUCCCAAGCAGAGUCACGUUAGGAAAGUUAAGUAAUUUAAAACAUCAGUCUUCUGAAUUUCAGAGAAUGUGAACACUAAUGGCAUUGAGAGCUGACUAAGCGUGCUGAAGUCAGCCAGUUUUGUCACUUGAAAACACUCUACACCCUGACCUCAAACGCAUUCAAAGACAACAGCCAUAACUACCUGAGAAAUACCUCUAGAACCUCUUGUAAAAAGGAAGGUCAACUGUAGUUGUAAAUUAUUGUAUCACUUGUGAAUAGUAUGUUUACCGUUAGGUUUAAUCCUAAUACAGCAGUUUCAGCUGUUCAAGCUCCACAGUCUAACAUAGGUCUAAAAAUGCGGUGUGAGCCAUUGCUAGCGCCCUCUGGAAUGAAAUCUUGCAGGGGAACAGCAACAGAAUAGGGUUCUUUUUAAUUCUCUGCUUUUACACAUGUUCGUAUAAUGUCAUUUGACUAAAUAAGAAGAUUAAAUAUGGCAUCAUGUAACUGCAGCAUAGAAUAAAUGGGUAGGCUCUAAUUCAUUGAUAAACUGAAUUUUUAGUCUUUCACAGAUUCUUUUAGAUAACAUGUUCUUAUCAGGUAUAAAGGAGAUAAUGUUUUUAUACUUAUACCUACCUUUUUUU
This is a messenger RNA of Strigops habroptila (Kakapo), 5228 nucleotides long. RefSeq names its product eukaryotic translation initiation factor 3 subunit M (gene EIF3M). NCBI's taxonomy places the organism in Eukaryota, Metazoa, Chordata, Aves, Psittaciformes, Psittacidae. Gene Ontology annotation, molecular function: translation initiation factor activity. Gene Ontology annotation, biological process: cytoplasmic translational initiation. The coding region runs from base 344 to 1279 and encodes 311 amino acids. The record is from RefSeq and is a predicted model, not a curated record. Gene Ontology annotation, cellular component: cytoplasm; eukaryotic translation initiation factor 3 complex. The transcript has 11 exons.